AUCAGGAGCCCGAGCAUAAUCUCAUAUCCUUAACAGAUCUUCAGUCGACAACAUAAAGAAUCGGUUCCUGGAUGACGAGUACUACGCUACCAAAGACUACAAUAUCUCCGACAUUGAGGUUCCCAUGGCAACUGGGGUGGCAUCUUAUUGCACCUCUGCGGCAACGUUGAAGGCUGGAUGAACGCUAACUCCAAGUAUACGUAUCUACGGUUUGUCACUGGUCGACAUGACUUACCCUCCUACACCAAAGAAUGCGCAGAUAUGCAACGUAACUUCCUCGAUACCCCCCUUAAAGGAAAUGAUCCUUUAGGCUGUUCAGGGGAGAACAAUCUACGGUAUGACACAAGGUCCAGAUGGGAGAUGUUGGGUACAAUAACGCGGCCUGCCGAGACUGCUUGCCUAACGAAAUACGACACUCAAUGGUCUAUCCUUAGUACAAAAUACACUAAAUACUACUUAACUUUAUCCCAGGGUCUGCAAGACAAACCAAGUUAAGAAGAAGGCAAGCUCUCUUACGAUGCUCUCGGAGAUCUAAAGAACUAGCAACUAGCCUAAUUCAUCAGCGUGCCUUUCGCAGAAGAAACCGAGUUCGCAAGUCAUGUCGUGGCACAUCUAAACGUGCCCGCCACUGCUGGUGAAGAAUCGAUAAUAAAGUCAAGCGAUAUCGACCUCUUCUUGACUAUCCGACGCUUAAAUGCCGAGAGUAAGAAGAUUCUCUAUAUCGGCACAUUCGGGGACCCGGUCCCAAUCAGCAAGGGAUGUCUUCGGGUCGGUCUGCGAAAGGUCAACGGAAAGAGUCUCAGACAUCAAAAUCCAUGGCACCCACACGGAGAGGAUCUGUCCACUGAUUACUCUCCACUGGUCCCUGGCGAGGUGUACCAUGUGGAUGUCGAGAUCUGGCCGACAAACGUGGUCAUGUCGCCCGGUGAUCGUCUCUCUUGACCUCGGGUGACACCCAAGGUGCUGGAUUGCUCGAGCACAAUUCAAAGGACGACAGGAGUGAGGAGAUGUUUGCCGGGAACAACCAUGUUCACUUUGGGAAAGACUGUGAGAAUUGGUUGUUGAUGCCUUUGGUUCUGACGAAGAAGAAUGCAUGAGAAGUCCAAAAG
Exophiala oligosperma is the source of this 1109-nucleotide messenger RNA. RefSeq lists its product as uncharacterized. The coding region runs from base 178 to 495 and encodes 105 amino acids. The transcript has a single exon. The record is from RefSeq and is a predicted model, not a curated record. NCBI's taxonomy places the organism in Eukaryota, Fungi, Ascomycota, Eurotiomycetes, Chaetothyriales, Herpotrichiellaceae.